Molecule: messenger RNA, 2564 nt
Organism: Austrofundulus limnaeus
Lineage: Eukaryota; Metazoa; Chordata; Actinopteri; Cyprinodontiformes; Rivulidae
Gene: gja5a
Product: gap junction protein, alpha 5a
Exons: 2
Coding region: 369-1514 (381 amino acids)
Biological process (GO): atrial cardiac muscle cell to AV node cell communication by electrical coupling; cell-cell signaling; heart development
Cellular component (GO): connexin complex
Molecular function (GO): gap junction channel activity involved in atrial cardiac muscle cell-AV node cell electrical coupling
Source: RefSeq, a predicted model, not a curated record
AACACUCUCCUGUGAUGCCAUUCUUCUUGUCUGGGACAAAUAACUUGGUUGUUGGGAUACAACGCUCCAUCAACUCUCUAUCAACACUCUAUCAACGCUCUAUCAACGCUCUAUCAACGCUCUAUCAACACUCUAUCAACGCUCUAUCAACGCUCUAUCAACAGCUCCUUGAGGUUUCCAGAAAGGAGGAAGUCCCACCAACGCACUGCGCUCUCCUUCCUUUCAUUUGUGUGACGUGGCAGGACUUUACCUGAUCAACGACUCGAAGGAAAACAGUGUUCAAAACUCUUCUAUCCCSUCUGCUCGCCUUUCCCGCCUCGCUUCUUGAGUCUCUGUCUCUCAGGGGGGCACUACGGUCGUAGGCAGGGAUGGGGGACUGGAGUCUUCUUGGGAACUUCCUCGAGGAGGUCCAGGAACACUCCACCUCGGUCGGCAAGGUCUGGCUCACCAUCCUCUUCAUCUUCCGCAUCCUGGUGCUGGGCACGGCGGCGGAGUCRUCCUGGGGCGACGAGCAGAGCGACUUCCUGUGCGACACCCAGCAGCCCGGCUGCACCAACGUGUGCUAYGACAGCGCCUUCCCCAUCGCCCACAUCCGYUACUGGGUCCUGCAGAUCGUGUUCGUCUCCACGCCGUCCCUCAUCUACUUGGGCCAYGCCAUGCACAUGGUGCGCAUGGAGGAGAAGAAGAGGAGGAGGGAGCAGGAGGCAAAGGAGGCMAGGGUGGACGGUGGAGAAGACCUCCAGGAGGAGAAGGAGUACCUCCAGCAGAAUGAGAGCAAAAAGGAGGUUAGCUCUGAGGGGAAGGGCCGUCUUCACCUGAAGGGAGCUUUGCUGCAGACUUACGUCCUSAGCAUCGUGAUCCGAACAGCGAUGGAGGUGAUCUUCAUCGUGGUGCAGUAUCUGAUCUACGGGGUGUUCCUCAGGGCGUUGUACCUUUGCAAGGCGUGGCCCUGCCCCAACCCCGUAAACUGUUACAUGUCUCGACCCACGGAGAAGAACGUCUUCAUCGUCUUUAUGCUGGUGGUGGCUGGCGUGUCUCUCCUGCUGUCCGUGUUGGAGCUCUACCACCUCGGCUGGAAAAGCCUCAAGAGGUGCAUCAGCGACCAGACGGCCCAGAAGAACAACCACAGAGCUGUGACCGUGUCCGCAGCCUUGGAGUCCAACAGCCACCCGAGAGCCUCGGCCUCCCGCACCCCACCCCCGGACUUUGACCACUGCCUGGCAGCCCCGAGCUCCAUGAGCCCCAUGACCUCCAUGACYGCUCACCCUUUCAACACCAGGAUGGCGCUGCAGCAGAACUCGCUCAACCUGGCCACGGAGCGGCACCGCAGCUGCAACAACCUGGAGGACGAGGAGGACUUCCUGAGGAUGAAAUACGAGCAGGAGCCUCCAGAGCUCCCCAACAACUGCUCCCCUCCGGCUCCGCCGCACCACGGGUACCUGAAGGACAAGCGGCGUCUGAGCAAGUCCAGCGGGACCAGCAGCCGGGCUCGCCAAGACGACCUGGCAGUGUAGAUUUAACGUGGAGAAGCUGAACGCACGGAGGGAGGAGGAAGGUCUGGACGUUCGGAGACAAACGGGAGACAGAAAUACAAGUUUCAACAGAACAAAUACUAAAACGUAAAGUUUCUUCUUCAAAAACAAAAUAACUGGACUUAUUUUUGAAGUUGAAGCCUCAUUUCCUUGAUAAUCGCAAAACUACAUCAGAAUUUACUCUAAAAAAACAGUCUGACUAACCUUACAAAUUCUGAUUCUGAGGUCUGACUCUUGACCAAAAGAGAUGAAUCACAUGUCCACAAUAAAAAGAGACGCUGACAUUUUUGAGAAGAUUCUGGAAGCAUUACAUGAGCAGAAUUUAUAUCCUAGAGCUUGAAAAAAAAAACUCAAACUGCAAAAAACAAUGACGACUAAAAACAGGGUAACAGGUGUGGUACCUGACUGUUGCACAUUUUAUGCUUUAAGAACAAAGAAAGGGAUCAGAUGGGCAUGACGCAAGGACAUCGGUGCGAGGGGACUUUAGGAGUUGUUUUAUUUGAAAGCAAAUCAAUCCAAACACAUCUCAAGUAUCCAGAUAAUUACACAAUAAACUACCACUCAAUAAAUCAAAUCAGUUGCAAAUAUGGGCGAUGUAAUGAAUAAAAAAUCAGAAAUAAAAUGUCUGAAACUGUGAAAAUGUUCUUGCAUUUGAAGGAAAAACGAUAAAGUGCCUUUGCAAAUGUUACAAGUAGCUUUUUUCUUUUUACAUGCUUUUACAAUUUUUGUAAUUCUUGUUCUGUUGUAUUAAUUGUAUAUUACUUAAGACAAACUCUAACGUGAUAAUAAUAACUUAAAGUGGGCAAGUAUUGUUUGAAGUUAGACUCUUUUUGGAUAUUUUAUGAGAGAAUGUGGCCUUUUUUUGUCUUUUAUAUUACCUUACCCAUCUGCAAAGAAAUGGUUCUGAUUUGAUGCUUGUAAUGAAUAGGAACAACCACCAGAUGGCGCCAUUGCAGYGGUUGCUUGGCUUUUGCACUAAAGUUUUUGCACUGUAUGUUUCAGUUUAUGUGUUUGGAUGCAUUUUUAUUCAAC